Molecule: messenger RNA, 1453 nt
Organism: Brachypodium distachyon (stiff brome)
Lineage: Eukaryota; Viridiplantae; Streptophyta; Magnoliopsida; Poales; Poaceae
Product: cytosolic sulfotransferase 5
Exons: 2
Coding region: 186-1241 (351 amino acids)
Biological process (GO): sulfation
Cellular component (GO): cytoplasm
Molecular function (GO): sulfotransferase activity
Source: RefSeq, a predicted model, not a curated record
UAGCAUCAUAGCACUACCAGCAGACAGCACUACCAGCACUACCAGCAGACAGCACUACCAGUACUAUACAUAUGGCCAGUGCACCCCUGGAUUGGAAUUGGAGCAGAGGAUCUAACAAACGCUGAAACACAUUUGCUAUACCAUUGAUUUGGGAGACCAAUCGAGUCGAGUAGCCUGCAGCAGCAAUGGCCAGUACUCCUCCCCCCAGUACUGCUCUAAGCAGCAUCGGCCCCGUCCCGUUCAAGGACGUGGCCGGCGCCGGCGGCGAGGGACACCGCGGGGUGCCUCCGCCGGAGGAAUUCUCCGGCACCGUCGCCGCCAUGCCAACCACCAACAUGCUGGGCUUCAAGCUGCACCGGCACCAGGACACCUGGGUGGUCGACGCGUGUCUCACGGGCGUCCUCUCCGUGCAGCGCCGCUUUGCCCCGCGGCCCGGCGACGUGGUCCUCGCGAGCCCGCCCAAGUGCGGCACCACCUGGCUCAAGGCGCUCGCCUUCGCCGUCAUGGCGCGGGCGGCGUACCCGCCGUCGCUGGCGAGUAACGAGGAGCACCCGCUCCUCCGGCUCAACCCGCACGCGUGCGUCCCUUUCUUGGAGGAGUUGUUCACCGUCGGCCAGGAGGCCAAGCUUGAGCUCCUGCCGUCGCCCAGGCUCAUCAACACGCACAUGCACCACUCUCUCCUGCCCCCCUCACUCACUGGUAAUCCCGACUGCAAAAUCGUCUACGUAUGCAGGGAGCCCAAGGAUAUGGUGGUUUCCCUGUGGCACUUUGCCAAAAGCAUCAUGCCGGAAGGCAGCAAGCACACGUUCUCGGACUUGUUCGAGGACGCUUGCAAGGGCGAGACCCCCAGCGGGCCCAUCUGGGACCACACCCUGGGGUACUGGCGCGCGAGCAAAGCCCACCCGGACAGGGUCCUGUUCCUGAAAUACGAGGAGAUGCUGCUGGACCGGGCCGGCGCCGUGAGGGAGCUGGCCCGGUUCCUCGGCGUGCCGUUCUCGGCCGCCGAGGAAGCACAGGGGAUGCCCGCGGACAUCGUGGGGCUAUGCAGCAUUGAGACGAUGAAGGGCCUGAGCGCGAACAGGACGGGCGUGGCCGGGCUGCUCGGGUUCAAGCAUGAAUCCUUCUUCAGGAAAGGGGUGGCUGGGGACUGGGCCAACCAUAUGACGCUUGAAAUGGCCCGGCGGUUUGAUGACAUUGUGGAGGAUAAGCUCCGUGGAUCGGGACUGACCUUCAAGCCUUGACUAGAUGGGCCGGGAAGGAUGUACUGUGUGCUUUUAUUUUCUUCUACUGAGUUGGGGUAUUGUUUACUGUUGCCUGUUGGGACACUAAACAACGGGUUCAUUCUAAGAUGUUGUGUUAGUAUCCAAUAAACUUGAUCAAACUUGUACUGCUAUUUCAAAAUGGAUGGAGUACCACACUCCUGAUAGAAGACUCUUGACUUUUUUUUACUCUA